AUGCGGCGGCGUCCGUAUUUCCUUGUUGUGGCUGUUUUGCUCUUUUGUUACUGCGCAUAUAUUAUCUUCAGCUUGCCCAACGAGCAUUUCGAUGCCCUGGUCACUCCUCUCUCGCAGCCUCACCAGCAGCAACAGCAUGACCAGCAUCGGCUCCAAGCAGCUGCGUCGUCGUCGUCAACAGCGCCAACAAAGCCAAAGCCCACCUCACCACCUCCAGUGGUCUGGGAAGACUUGCCGGUUGUGACGGGAGGGCCGAAGCCAAAAGCAGCCCCUGAUGCGGCGUUACAUCCCAUCAUCCAUCUUGCCAAAGAUGCGCACAAGGAAUUUUCGGAAUUGAAGAAGCGACAGUCCAAGUCUCUGGAGGAGGCCGUCAAAGAGUAUCGCAGGCGAUAUGGCAUGCCCCCUCCUCCACACUUCGAUAAGUGGUAUGAAUUCGCCGUAAACAACAAUGUGCAGUUGAUUGACGAAUUCGACAUGAUUCAUGAUAUGAUGAUACCGUUCUGGGGCCUUCAGCCCAAGACUAUUCGUGCAAGAGUGACAGAGGCGCUCGGCUAUGACAAUGGAUUAAUUGGGGUCGCUAUACGAGACGGUGGAAUUACACACAUGGAGCAUGGAUUCGAGUGGCAGAGGGAGGCCACCAAGGGAAUGAUGGAAAAGUUCAAGCAGCACUUGCCAGAUAUGGAUUUGGCUUUUAACGUUCACGAUGAGCCUCGUGUGGUGGUACCCCACGAUGAUUUGAACCGACUUGUCAGUAAAGCCAAGAAUGAAAAUAUGGCUGCUUUGAGUACGAACAAGAAGCUCGUCAACGAGUUUUCAAAAUCAUCUGACCUAAACGACGGCCAAACAUUCAAAGAAACGAAGCUAUCCCGGUUUAGCACUAUUCAAUACCAAUCGACAUGGGCAGACUCUCGUAUGUCCUGUCCGCCCGAUAGCCAAGCCAGAAUCCUCGAAGAUGAGCGUGCAGACGACUUGAGCAGAUACGGAAUCAGUGAUCUUGCCUUCAUUUACAACACAACUGCCAUGUCUGACAUAUGUCUCACGCCUUCUCUAAGCUCAACAUAUGGCUUUUUCGACCGCCCUAAUUCUUUCAGAGUCACCCAUGAUCUACUGCCCAUAUUCUCCCAGUCCAAGGUGUCGUCUUAUGGGGAUAUUAUAUACCCGUCUCCAUGGUAUUGGUAUAAAAAAGUGGCUUACAACGAAACCAACGACAUGCCGUGGGAUGAGAAGGAGAGCAAGCUCUACUGGCGAGGUUCUACUACGGGAGGAUACAGUCGCAACGGCGGCUGGAGGAGGCAUCACCGCCAGCACUUUGUGCAAAAGAUCAACUCCAGAGAGCAAGCCAAGGUGAUGACCAACAGUGGUGGAGCUGGAAAUCCUAAAUGGGAGGCCAAGGAGGUCCCCCGUGGGGAAUACCAGAAGCUCAUUGACGUGCAUUUCUCUCACGUUGGCCAAUGCGACCCCGGAGACUGUGAAGCGCAACGAGAGUUUUUUGACGUCGUUGACCUGGUUGAUCAGCAAGAUGCCUGGGGAUAUAAAUAUCUGGUCGACAUAGACGGCAACGCCUUCUCUGGCCGCUUCUACGCCUUUCUGCAGAGCAAAAGCUUGACGUUUAAGCUUGCUUUGUUCCGUGAAUGGCACAACGAAUGGCUCAAGCCGUGGGUACAUUAUGUGCCGCUGAGCCUCCAAGGGGAAGAUUGGCUUGAAGCAGUUCGUUUCAUCAAUGAAGACAAUGAGGGAUCAACCGAGGGGCAGAAAAUUGCCAAGGAGAGCCGCGAAUGGGCCAAUAAAGCGGUUAGAAAAGAGGAUAUGGAGGCAUGGUUUUUCAGACUGCUUUUAGAAUACGGACGGGUGAUUGACGAUAAUAGAGCAAAUCUUGGGUAUGAUAUAUGA
This is a messenger RNA of Trichoderma asperellum CBS 433.97, 1890 nucleotides long. RefSeq lists its product as uncharacterized. Lineage: Eukaryota; Fungi; Ascomycota; Sordariomycetes; Hypocreales; Hypocreaceae. The record is from RefSeq and is a predicted model, not a curated record.